GGCAGGCAGGAGGCGGGGGAGGCAGUGACGCCGGGGCCCGUGCGGCGGCGGCUCCGCCCCACAAGGCCGGAGCCGAGACGGAAGAAGCCGCCGCACAGGAGCCGCCGACGUCUCCUCCUGCUGCCGGAGCCUGACAUGGCGCUUUGAGCCCAGCCCCGGCCGUCCCGAGAGCCGCCGCUCCGCACGCUGCCGCAGUGCCCAGAGCAGCCACGUCCGCGCAGGCACCGGGCAGGGGGGGAAUGGGCAGGGCGAGCGGCGCUAGCCGGCGGGGCCGCUGCUAGGAGCCCGGCGGGCAUGGCAGAGCGGUGCUAGGGACUCCCCCUUCCCGCCCGCGUCGCGCAGCUCGGCCGCGGCCCCGAGGCCCCGUCGCCGCCGCCCAGGAGCAGGGAGGCCGAGAGAGGAGCAGCGGGCGGCGCCCGGCCGCCGCAGCCCGCCAUGGCCCACUCGCCCGUGGCGGUGCAAGUGCCCGGUAUGCAGAACCACAGGGCAGACCCCGAGGAGCUCUUCACCAAGCUGGAGCGCAUCGGCAAGGGCUCCUUCGGGGAGGUCUUCAAAGGCAUCGACAACCGCAGCCAGCAGGUGGUGGCCAUCAAAAUCAUCGACCUGGAGGAAGCAGAGGAUGAGAUAGAGGACAUUCAGCAGGAGAUAACUGUGCUGAGUCAGUGUGACAGCCCCUAUGUAACCAAGUACUAUGGAUCAUACUUAAAGGGCACAAAACUAUGGAUAAUAAUGGAAUACUUGGGUGGAGGCUCAGCUUUGGAUCUUCUGCGUGCUGGCCCCUUUGAUGAGUUCCAGAUUGCUACCAUGCUCAAGGAGAUCUUGAAAGGUCUUGACUACCUACACUCAGAGAAGAAAAUUCACAGGGAUAUAAAAGCUGCCAAUGUGUUGUUAUCAGAGCAAGGAGAUGUUAAGCUUGCUGAUUUUGGAGUUGCUGGGCAGCUGACAGACACACAAAUUAAGAGGAACACCUUUGUUGGAACUCCUUUCUGGAUGGCCCCUGAAGUUAUUCAGCAGUCAGCCUAUGAUUCUAAAGCUGACAUCUGGUCUCUGGGAAUCACUGCAAUUGAGCUGGCCAAAGGGGAGCCUCCCAACUCUGACAUGCACCCCAUGAGAGUGCUCUUCCUCAUUCCAAAAAACAAUCCUCCAACUCUACUGGGAGAGUUCAGCAAACCUUUCAAGGAGUUCAUUGAUGCAUGUCUGAAUAAGGACCCCACUUUUCGCCCCACGGCGAAGGAGCUGCUGAAGCACAAGUUCAUCCUGAAGAACGCCAAGAAGACUUCCUACCUGACGGAGCUGAUCGACAGGUUCAAGAGGUGGAAAGCUGAGGGACACAGCAGUGAUGAAAGUGACUCUGAUGGCUCAGACUCGGAGUCCAGUAACAAGGAGAACAACUCUCACCCCGAGUGGAGCUUCACCACGGUGCGGAAGAAGCCGGACGCGAAGAAGCUGCAGAACGGGACGGAUCAGGAUCUUGUUAAAACCCUGAGUUGCUUAACCAUGAUAAUCACCCCUGUGUUUGCUGAGCUCAAACAGCAGGACACAAACAAUGCAAGCAGGAAGAAAGCAAUUGAGGAACUUGAGAAAAGCAUCAAUGUGGCAGAAGCAACAUGUCCAGGAAUCACAGACAAGAUGGUGAAGAAACUUAUGGAGAAAUUUCAGAAGUUUUCUGUCAAUGACUCAUCCUAAGAACCUUCCCCUAAGUGACUGCUGUUUCAUAUGGACCCAGUGAAACCCACCAAAACUACUUCAAGCUUGGCAGUGCUUAGCUCAUGAGCUCCUUGUGCCUUUUUGGAUCUUUGCGACAUUUAUCGACGGCGAUUCGAGGAUUUGGAGGAACCUCCUCUCAACUAUUUUGUGGCAGUGCACAUGGUUUUAUAUAUUUUCAGGAAAUUAUUUUGUAAAGGACAACUUUUAAUAUUGUAGUUUCACCUGUUUGGAAGCUGAGGAAAAUGUCCAGGUGCAGUUUUGCUUUUAGGAAUAGGACCACGACCUUUUAGUUGCCGUAGGCCGGUGCGAGUGCAGUCUGGGUUUCGAUGCUGUUCUGUCCCUGUGCAGGGGCUGUGCAGGGUCUCUUUUGUAUUAAUGAGUUCCAAAAACCUUUUGUAAAUCACUAACAAAGCUUCAGAGGGAAUCAGCUUUUGGGGGGUUUUGUUUGGCGUGGGUGUUUGGGUUUCCUUCCUUCACAAUGUGCAGCCUAGCGGCAAGGGUCUUGCUGCAGCACCUGCUUCAACCAGCACAUGGUUACCCUCUGCCCUGACAGAGAGGCCUGCAAAGAGCAGCUCCUGAGGGAGCCUCAUUGGUACAGUAUUUUAGGCAGCUCUAUGAUGAAGUCUAUUUGAGAGCAAUAUGUCCUUAGUCUGCAGGUGAUAUGUAGCAACAGGUUAGCUCCUGAUGUACAGUCCUAGCUCUUACCUUCUACAAGCAGCUCUGGAAGUAGGGAUUCAAUCUCUUAGGCCUCAUGGUAGGCAGGGCAAAAAUAACCUUAGAGCAAUACAGCUGGGGGGG
Dryobates pubescens (Downy woodpecker) is the source of this 2505-nucleotide messenger RNA. RefSeq names its product serine/threonine kinase 26 (gene STK26). The record is from RefSeq and is a predicted model, not a curated record. The coding region runs from base 436 to 1686 and encodes 416 amino acids. Gene Ontology annotation, biological process: protein phosphorylation. Gene Ontology annotation, molecular function: protein kinase activity; ATP binding. The transcript has 12 exons. Lineage: Eukaryota; Metazoa; Chordata; Aves; Piciformes; Picidae.